Molecule: messenger RNA, 685 nt
Organism: Nannospalax galili (Upper Galilee mountains blind mole rat)
Lineage: Eukaryota; Metazoa; Chordata; Mammalia; Rodentia; Spalacidae
Product: cyclin-dependent kinase 4 inhibitor B-like
Exons: 3
Coding region: 46-450 (134 amino acids)
Biological process (GO): negative regulation of cell population proliferation; regulation of cyclin-dependent protein serine/threonine kinase activity
Cellular component (GO): nucleus
Molecular function (GO): cyclin-dependent protein serine/threonine kinase inhibitor activity; protein kinase binding
Source: RefSeq, a predicted model, not a curated record
GAGGGAGCGCGUGGGGAGCGCGGGGAGGGAGUCGGAGGGAGAGGCAUGGAGUCCGCCGACCGCCUGGCUCGAGCGGCGGCCCGGGGCCGCGAGCAGGAGGUGCGGGAGCUGCUGGAAGCCGGGGUGUCGCCCAACGCCCGGAACCGGUUCGGGCGCACCCCGAUUCAGGUCAUGAUGAUGGGCAGCGCCCGCGUAGCCAGCCUGCUGCUGCUCCAUGGAGCGGACCCCAACUGCGCCGACCCCGCCACCCUCACCCGGCCGGUGCACGACGCGGCCCGGGAGGGCUUCCUGGACACGCUGGUGGCGCUGCACCAGGCGGGGGCGCGGCUGGAUGUGCGUGACGCCUGGGGCCGCCUGCCGGUGGACCUGGCCCAGGAGUGGGGCCACCCCGAUGUCGCGCGGUUCCUGCGCACCGCCGCGGGCGCCUCCCCGGGCGGCAAGCCCCAAUAGCUGUCCCCAAAGCUCCCUCAGGCAGCCUGGACUUCGUCCUUAAUCCAGAUGAAACAGUGCCAAGUCUGCUCCCAUCCCACCCACUUCUCUGUGUCCUUAAGUCCGCCUUUGGGAGGUGGGGGAAGAGCACGCUUAUCCCGCAGUGGCGGUUCACGUCUGUGAUCCUAGCACAUGGGAGGCUGAGGCAGAAGGAUGGCGCCUGGGUUACGCAAAAUAAAAUAAUACUUUAAAAGAU